AUCUCCUAUUGCCAAGUAUAUAACAUUUAUAUACACAUCUAGUUUGUUUUUAACCUACCCGUAAUUUCCCCUAUCCAUCCCCUUUUAAAGACUUUAUCGUCUAAAAGUCACUUGUAAAUCACGGAGACUGUGGUUUUUCUUCGGAGAAGAUUCGCCGCGCAUGAGCUGGGAGUAAUCUUUUUAUAUACCUCCCGUAGCCGUGACUGAAAUCGCCGUCGCAUUCGUUACCUGCUACGAGCGAACACGAGUACCAUCAUUCUGAUUCGUCGCCCAAGCCUAACCGAGCUAAAGUCAGAUUUUCGCGAGGAUUUCCAUCCAGCGGAGCAGAAUUUUCUCCCAUCCAUUGGCUUUCAUCAAUUUUUUCCUUAGAAAAAAGGGAGAGUGAGGGAGAGAAGAGGGAAGACAAGAGAACGUGAAGCGAGUGUUUUAAGCCCCGUACAUUACCCGAAGCAGGAAGGCUAGUCGAGUCGUUACGAGGCGGGCAAGAUCAGGCUAGGAUCAACAUUAAUCCGCGACUAGGUUUUCGUCCCUGUGACGGGACUCUCACUUCAAGGUAGAAGGAGAGAGCGAGUGAGAGAGCGAAAGAGGAAAAAAAAGUCGAUAAGCCUUUCGUAUACAACCCAGCCUAAAGACGAACAAGACAAUGAACACCAUUCGAGCAUUCGAAAGCUUCGUCGAAGCUAGCAACGCACGCAACACUCAACCGAGUUCAGCGACGUCGCAUAACGACAUCGGGCAUGAUGCUCCCUGUGAUCGAACUCCUCAUUGCUCUACGAUAGGACAUCAGAGUACACCUGAUAGCGUUGAUAAAACUUGUGUCAACGACGACAACAUCGACAUCGACGAGGAUGAAGACAGUAAGAAACGAAGGCAACGUCGACAGCGAACACAUUUCACAAGUCAACAGUUACAGGAAUUGGAAGCGAAUUUCGCGAGGAAUCGUUAUCCUGACAUGUCAACAAGAGAGGAGAUCGCAGCAUGGACUAACCUCACAGAACCUAGAGUUAGGAUUUGGUUCAAGAAUAGGCGAGCAAAAUGGAGGAAAAGAGAGCGUAAUCAAAUGAACGAACUGAAGAACGGUCUCGGUGCUGGUUUCAAUGGCCUCAUGCAGCCUUUCGAUGAUGGCCUCUACUCAGGCUAUUCCUACAACAACUGGGCAGCAGCGAAAACUGCCAAUCCGCUCGGAUCAAAGAGCUUCGCGUGGUCGUUGAACACGGUUAAUCCCUUGUCGAUGACGAGCCAGCCGAUGUGUUUCAACCCACCGACGACUAUUAGCUCUACCUUCUCAGCGGCCACACCUGUCAAUGGCGUCGGUCAGCAAUUGAACUCUUUAAACAACGCAGCAGCCGCCGCUGCUGGUGCACCCGGAUACCCGUAUGCCUCAGCGCCGGGUGCACCGGCUUACGUGUACAGAGAGCCUUGCUCAAACAGCAUAGCAUCCCUACGACUGAAGGCGAAGCAACACUGCGAAAAUAUGACCGGAGUCAGUUAUCCGGUUCCUCAGAGUUCAUCUCUCUCGGCAUGCCAAUAUUCCGGUUUGAACGGAACGAUGUAGACUAGAAUCGUAUUACCCCAACUAAUUAUCUAACAUUUUACCAAUCGUCUCACAUUAAACCAUUGAUUCCCGUCGAACCGGACGAAUAACCCUGCAUUCUGUAAUGCAAGAAGGUCAUCAUUCUGUUGUCAUGGCAACUAGGAUAUAGUUCAACAGUCGUCUGGAGUUGAUCCUUUCAAACGAGUCUUACUGCUGUCAGAAUAAUCAUCGUCAAUACAAGGUUCGUGAGAAUGGAUAUCCGAUAUACCACAACAGAGAAGAAAUAUCAUGGAAUUAGACAUUUAAUUUGCUUUACUGUCUGAAUCUCAACAUUUGAAAAUAUAAUAUCUCUUUUAAAUAUGCAUGAAAUACUUCAAUGGAUUCCCCCUCCUCCCUUCCCUGGAAUAACGAACUUUAUUGACGAUAAAUCUGAUAACUAUAUAUGAAAUAAACAUUGAAUUAAUUUUAAGCGCCUUUAGUGGAAUAUGAAUUGUAGAUCAUCAUAAUUGGCAAUUUCAUUUUUUUUACAAUUUGACUCUUCAAUGGAUAAAAAUUUAUUUGCUUCCUCCUAAGAGCGUUUAAUCAAUCUUCUAAUCAUUUUUUAUGACACCAUGCAUGGCAACUUUUUAUAAAGUUUUCAUAUAAAGACAAGGGUGGCACCAUGGAAUUGUAAGUUGGGAUGAGAAGACCUGAAGUUCAUGUCGUGCUCUGUAUUCAUAUUGCAUAACAUGGAUCAUACUAGUUCUCUUCUUAUUAUGCUUAUUUCCUCAACUCACUUUUACUUUCUCAUUGUUGUCACUACUUGAAAAAUCAGAGGGCAGUUGCCCCCUUGACUUGAAGUGCCGCCCCUGUGUGGAAAGGUUUUGUUUCCUCCAACAUUUCUUUGUAAGUAAUAUGACUGUAUGUCUCAAGCAAUCUCGAUUUAGAUUGUGGUAACUUAUUUACUUAAAUAUCGAACAAAAAUGUCAAACUAUUCCUUCAUCUGUUUUCUCGCGUGGAGAGAGUUUACGGGUUGCAGUUUCGAUGGACUGAUCGCGAAGGUAGUGAUGAUUUUUAAACGCGUUGAGUUUAGAUGAAUAAACAGUAUCAUUGUAAGAGAAUGAUACUUGAAGACUAUUGUUCUCAUUGUAAUUUCAACUAUUAUCUAAACACACUGCUGUGAUGCAAAUAUUUUGUUAUACUUGUAUUUAUUUAACGCGGAAUGUCUAUUAUAGGACAUAACGUGGAUGAUGUGUGAAAAAGGAUAAUUAUCAGUCUAGUCAUGUUUCAUAAACUGCCAUUUAAAACUCCGAUUUGCAAUAUUUUUUUUGCGAUUUAACAAAUUGCUACACACCCACACUUUUUAUAAAAUCCUGCAUUAAAAUAUCACUUUGGACUUGUUUUUAUAUAUGUUUGUUUUUCAACAUAUUCACUCUUACUUCUGAAUCGUCAAGUUUGAUUCUGAAUGGCUCAAGCUGGAAGUAAACCAUUUUCGAGUCAAACUGGCUCUUUUCCAAGUUACUCUGACUCAGAAUUUCGUAUUUUUCAGCUGAUGGCAUACCAUUCCGAGUCAAAACAAUUUGGAACUCUAGUCACUUUAACUUGGAAUAGAGCUGACUCGUGGUGACACCCAAUUUCGAGUCAAAUCUGACUCCGCAGAACUAAAAAUGUAAAUGGAUAAUUACAGAGAGUAUGCAUUGACAGAAAACGAUAUUAAAAAUUUAUUGUUUUUUAUGUCAAAAGAGUAAUUAUACUAUAAUAUGUUCCAAACUGUUGGCAUGGUUAGUGUUUGCGGGAGGGAGAUACACACAUUUAGUAGACAGUCUACUAUUUUUUACAACUUAAAUGAAUGGCUAACAAUAUUUUAUUAGAAUCAGGGAGAGUCACAAUAUUGAGAUAAAAGCCCAUGUUUACAACUUGGAUAAGAUGAGAUGACGAAAGACGCAAAUGAACUAUUCUUGUCGUCUCAUCAACAUUUUAGACAUUCUGUUCCAGUUGAUUUAUUGUUCUUAUUCUAUUUUACGUUUCUAUGGUAACGCUUUUUCACUUCGUGAUAUUCGAUGUUUUAUAUGGUGCCUUUAUAAUAAGGGUUUUUACAUGGUCACCUAACUGUUCCGUAUCUGACAUUUUACACGUUUCCUAGUUGUAGUUGUUCUUUUAUAUUAAGUCAGGGUGAAAUGUACAUACUAAGCACCACACGCCACGUCUAGUUUCUAACUGAAUAAUUAUUUCAUCAGUAUUCUGGAUUUUGACAUUACCUUAACAGUUAAAUAAUUGAACAAACCUUUUUACCAAUCAAAAUAAGUCAAUUCAACAAUCGACUUGGUGGCAGGGGGGACAUUUGAAUUUUGAUAUGAAAUUUACCAACAACUUCA
Lytechinus variegatus (green sea urchin) is the source of this 3888-nucleotide messenger RNA. Its product is annotated as pituitary homeobox x-like. Gene Ontology annotation, cellular component: nucleus. The record is from RefSeq and is a predicted model, not a curated record. The transcript is spliced from 3 exons. Gene Ontology annotation, molecular function: DNA-binding transcription factor activity, RNA polymerase II-specific; RNA polymerase II cis-regulatory region sequence-specific DNA binding. NCBI's taxonomy places the organism in Eukaryota, Metazoa, Echinodermata, Echinoidea, Temnopleuroida, Toxopneustidae. Bases 644 to 1555 code for a protein of 303 amino acids. Gene Ontology annotation, biological process: regulation of transcription by RNA polymerase II; anatomical structure morphogenesis.